CAUGAUCAUAGCCACAGGAGCCAGCCCGUACCCCCUCCACCGUCUGUGUUUGUUUAUGUUUAGGUGAGCUUGGCUACCCACUGCCACUGGAUCCCUGAUGGCUGCUGGCGACGGUAAACAGUAUGGCUUAAUUUUGCCAAAUAAAAAUAAAGGCCCUCAACCCCUUGGCACGAGGAAGCUCAAUCCCCUGCUGGACUCUGAUGAUGAGCUGGAACAAGAUGAUGAGGCGCCUCUUAAUUGGGUGGAAGCCUCUCUUAAGAAAUCAGCUGGCAAUUCAGGACAGCAAAGCUUGCAGAAACGCUUACUACGAGAGGCAUUGGAGGAAGAUGCUUCUGUGUUCCAGUAUGACGAGGUGUAUGACAAGAUGAAGGCCACCAAAAAUGCUGAAACUGCUGCAAGGAAACAGACAGCAGAGAAAAAGCCAAAAUACAUCCACAACAUCAUAAAACACGCUGAAAAACGUAAGCUAGAAGAUGAACGUCGUACAGAACGUAAAGUCCAAAAGGAAAGAGAUGAAGAGGGCGAAGAAUUUGCUGAUAAAGAAUCAUUUGUCACAGCUUCAUACCUCAAGAAGAUGGAGGAACUGAAGCAGGCUGAAGUUGAGGCCAAGUUGGAAGAGAUGCGAGAAGAAAAAAUUGAUGUGAUGAGACAUAAAAAUUUUGGUGUGUUUUACAAUCAUCUGUUCAAACAAAGGAUGGGUGACCUUGAAAUAAAAAAGGAACCAGACAGUGAAGAGGAAGGUAGCAAUGAAUUUGAGACUAUAAAGAAAAGAGAAGAUUCCAAGCGGCAGAAGCACUAUCGCACACAGCGAGACUUGAGUGAAUCACCAGAACGACAGAUGAGAGGCAGACCAAAGACUUUGAAACAGAGGAAGAUGAGCUCAGACUCUGAGGACGAAGAAAGAGUCGAAUCUUACAGAGACAGGAGAGACAAAUACAGAGCCAUGGGCGAAAGAAAGGAGGAAGUGAAGGGGAAAGACAGAGAGCGAGAUCGUGAUAGAGGGAGAGAAAGACAUCAGUCCCCAGGUAGGAGGAGAGAGAGAGAUAGAGGGGACAAAUCAAGAGAUAGAAAACGUGGAAGAGAUCGCUCCAAAGAACGCCAGAAGAACCAUAGAGGAAGGGACAGAUCACGUUCGCGAGACAGACAACGCAGACGCAGCAAAUCAAGGAGUCCUCACUCCAGGCGAGGCGAUGAAAAACGUAGAAGAGACAGCCACUCUGAUUCUCCACAAAAGAGGUCUAAGAGUAAAGAUAGGGUAAAGGUGAAAGAAGAACCACGAUCACCAAAUAGAAAGGAUAAAGCCAAUACAAAGGAGAAUAUAAAUGAUAAAGAGAAGAAAGAUAUAAAUGGUAAAGAGAAGAAAAACAUAAAUGAUAAAGAGAAGAAAGAUAAAACCAAUAAUGAUAAAGUAUCCAGUGAAGGCAAUGUCAAAGUAAAGAAAGAGAAUGAGUUAGAAGAAAAAGAGAAGAGACUUGACAGAAUACGUAAACUCUUCACCAAGAGAACUGUUGGAGAAAAAUUUGAGCAAUCCCUUCAACGUUUUUAUCAAAGAAAAGCUGAGAGAGAGUCACAGGGGUAGUUGAGUGCAGUACAGGGCAGAAAGAAAUGUGUGGGAGAAAGAAAUAAUAAGUUGUGAGCAAUAUGUUACUGAUGAUGUAAUUCUGUAUGGUUUUAAAUAAAAAUUUUGAAACUCA
Messenger RNA from Homarus americanus (American lobster), 1694 nucleotides. Its product is annotated as nuclear speckle splicing regulatory protein 1-like. Bases 98 to 1579 code for a protein of 493 amino acids. The record is from RefSeq and is a predicted model, not a curated record. The transcript is spliced from 5 exons. Gene Ontology annotation, biological process: regulation of alternative mRNA splicing, via spliceosome. NCBI's taxonomy places the organism in Eukaryota, Metazoa, Arthropoda, Malacostraca, Decapoda, Nephropidae.